CACGCGUUCCACCGUUUGCGCGUAUUCAGUUCUCAGCCGUUGCCUUGAGCAGUUCGCAAAACCACGCCGGCCGUAAACAACAAACACACUCAGUAGUCUCAGUAUUUGCCGCUGCCUGCAAUCACUGCCCGUAGUAAUUCGCAUUUGGUUGUUGUUGUUGUUGUUUAUUUCCCGAAGUUUUGUUUGUAUUUUACUCUGCGUGCUCCAGUGGCGUCACUACCCACGGUGUACUAAUUUCUACCAUUUUGUUUAUCUUCGCUGUUUGUGUGAAUGCUCCAAUAAGAUUUUUUUUGCAAGAGUGUGUCCGUAGUUGCGCUGUUGUGUGUACAGUGAUUUUGACGUUACAGGUGUGCGUGAUCCGUGCGUAGAGACAUCCAGAAAGGACAGUGUACGAGAUCGCGUCACGCACGCAUCAGAAUCAGAUCCAGUCCUUUUAAGGCGAUCUGGCUUAAACCAAAAAAAAAAAUCAAACCGCGUCGCACCUGCUUACCCUUUACCUUCCCCAAUUUUCAUCCCUCACAACAGUGUCGUAGUGCCUAUCCAGAGUGUUGCCUGUGAAAGCGAGCAAAGCAUUUGUGUGAUCGUGUGAAGACGCCGACCACGUGCGGCACAAAUUCCCAGCUCCAGCUCCAACCAGGUAGCGCGCCGCUGCUGCUCCAUCAAUCAACCCGUGCGGCAAACAGCUCAGCCACCGAGUCUGAAGCGUUACGCAGAAUCACAUCGCACCCUUUUGCGGCAGACUCACACUACUACCGACCAGCCUAAUCACCAUCAUGCCUGGACGUCCACUGUGGCAGGUCGCCGGCAAGCGGGAUCGCGACCAGGAGCGCGAAGCGCAGCACUGGAUCGAAACGGUGAUCGGGGAAAAGUUUCCGGCCGGCCACGUCUACGAGGACUGCCUGCGGGAUGGCAUCCUGCUCUGCCGGCUGAUGAACCGGCUGUCGCCGGGCAUUGUGCCGAAAAUCAACACCACCGGGGGCGACUACAAGAUGAUGGACAACAUUAAUCAGUUCCAGAAGGCGUGCAUCAAGUACGGCGUGGCCGACGUCGACCUCUUCCAGACGACCGAUCUGUGGGAUCGCAAAAACGUUGCCCUCGUCACGACGACCAUCUUUGCCGUGGGCCGAGCGUGCUACAAGCAUCCGGAGUUCCGCGGCCCGUACCUGGGACCCCGGCCGGCCGAGGAGAAUCGGCGCGAGUUCACCGAGGAGCAGCUGCGGGCCGGCGAGGGCCUGAUCGGGCUGCAGGCCGGAUCGAACAAGGGCGCUACCCAGGCCGGGCUCAACUUUGGCGCCACCAGGAAGAUCCUGCUCGGCAAGUAGGGCCACGACGAAGGUGCAGUAGACGGAGCAGACGGGGGAGGAAAAACAUAGCAACAAACAAACAAACAAACAAUGAAAAGAGGAGUUGCCCCGGAGAGCUAGCUUUUCCGCCGCGAGCAGUUCGUCGCUUGCUGAAAGGCGUGACAUUUUUUUCUUUUAUCACGGCUCAUGCUGCACACUAAAAUUCUAACUGUAUUGUAUUUACAAAUAUGCUAUUUGUCCCUCAAGCCUUCGGUACGUUUUUCUUUGUUUUUGUUUUUGUCCGUCAAUGGGGAGUAAGCAAGCAAUCGCAUCACACAACAUCAACUUAAAUUAUUAACUUAUUUAUUGAAAAGAGAAGCGUUUGGCUCUUGCUCUGGGCAUUUUAUAAGAUCACGAUAACAUAAAUAAUACCCCCGCGGAUGUCGCAAGUAUUAAUGCACAAGAGAAAACACAAGAAAGGUGUAUGGAGAGGACCAGGGACAAAGUUCAAAACAAAUUUUGGGUAGGCUUCUUUCGGCGCGUAGAACAUUUCCAAAAAAUCAAGAACACACCGCCAACAUGGCACAAUUUAUACACUAUACUAACACCACUAACUAAGUAAUGUGCGUGUGUGAGUUUUAGAAAAAAUAUCUAAUCUAUUUUGAUCUUACGCCAGAAUAAGUAUUACUACUCCCCCACAUGCUUUUCUCUCGACUACUUUCAAACAAAUCUGGACAAAAUGGGGGUUUUUGCUUUAUCGAUGUUGUUUCUUGUUAAUUUUUUUUUCUGACCAAAACAAUAAAGUACAAUAUAUUGCCUUUCAAAAAAAGAAG
Messenger RNA from Anopheles gambiae (African malaria mosquito), 2116 nucleotides. Its product is annotated as muscle-specific protein 20. Lineage: Eukaryota; Metazoa; Arthropoda; Insecta; Diptera; Culicidae. Gene Ontology annotation, molecular function: protein binding. The transcript has 4 exons. The coding region runs from base 774 to 1322 and encodes 182 amino acids. The record is from RefSeq and is a predicted model, not a curated record.